This is a messenger RNA of Colletes gigas, 987 nucleotides long. RefSeq names its product dnaJ homolog subfamily C member 5 (gene Csp). Lineage: Eukaryota; Metazoa; Arthropoda; Insecta; Hymenoptera; Colletidae. The transcript is spliced from 7 exons. Gene Ontology annotation, biological process: regulation of neuromuscular synaptic transmission. The record is from RefSeq and is a predicted model, not a curated record. Gene Ontology annotation, cellular component: type Is terminal bouton. The coding region runs from base 163 to 888 and encodes 241 amino acids.
UCCUCUGCUAUCACCCGAAAGGAUAUCUGUCCAAAAAGUUGUCUGCAUUUAAUGACGGAAAUCAUGUACUUGUAGUACGACAGUGAACAUUCGGUUACAGUUUGAACUACUAAUUCUGAUUUACACUUCAUAUAAUUGAAAGACAAAGUACUUCCAUUAGACAUGGAUGGAAGGAAAAUGUCAACAGCAGGGGAUUCCCUGUACCAGAUUUUAGAGAUUCCAAAAACUGCCACUUCUGAGGAAAUUAAAAGGACUUACAGAAAAUUAGCAUUAAAAUAUCAUCCUGAUAAAAAUCCAAAUAAUCCAGAAGCUGCAGAAAAGUUUAAGGAAAUAAAUAGGGCACAUAGUAUAUUAACAGAUCUGACAAAACGUAACAUAUAUGAUAAUUAUGGGUCUCUUGGAUUGUACGUUGCUGAACAAUUUGGCGAAGAAAAUGUUAAUGCGUACUUUGUUGUCACUUCUGGUUGGUGCAGGGCACUCGUCAUAUUUUGUGCUGUCAUAACUGCGUGUUAUUGUUGUUGCUGUUGCUGUGCUUGCUGCAACUUUUGCUGUGGCAAAUGCAAACCAGUGUCAGCGCAAAACAAUGGAACAUACCAUAACUUACAGCGGAACCAGAAUCUGGAGGUCGAUGUCGUGACGAAUCAGCCCAGAAGCUCGACCAAGGAGGAAGAAAGUGACGAAGAAGCGAUUACGGCACAGCCACAAAGUGGUCCGCAGAACAGCUCUGCGACUCAGCCCAUUUUUGCCAUGCCACCACCACCAACUGCUGAUGAAAAUACAAACUUGAACAGCGGUACUGAAAGAGUGAUUUACACGACUGCCGCUUCUACAAAUCCAUUCGUUGGCGUGAACGUUGGCACGACUGGCACGGGUCCUACAAAGUGGUAGUUACGGAAAUUUAAAAAUCUAGUAUACGUAUGAACAUUAGAUUUCUUGCAUAAUUUUCCGCGGGGUGGAUUUUUGCGUGCAUUUACGGACAACGUACUU